AUGAAUUCAUUGAGACGUUCACCAAUAACUGGACUUUACCAUCCGAGAACAACUAUUUAUUCAUUAUCUAAUUCAUCUUUAACAGAUAAUCAAAGUUCAUCAUCUCUAAAAAGAAAAACAUCAACUGUUGAUCGAAUAUUAUAUGCUGAUAAAUCAGGAUUUUUACCGUCAGAAUCCUAUUCAUGUUCUUCUCGUUCACAGUCAAAUGUUGAUUUAUCUAAAUCAUUAUCUUCUCUUGAUCAAUCUAUUCUUGAAGCUCAAGUAAAACGAGCUCUUUCUUGCAAUGAAACAAUGGAAGCAACUAUUAAACGUAUACGUACUGAAGGAUUAUAUUCUAUCAAAGAUUUAAUCAAUCAAAAUGAAGUUUUAGAACGUUCUCUUCAAGAAUCGAAUAUGAAAAUUUCUCAAUUAGAAUAUUUAUUAAAUAAAACAAAACAACAAAGAAUUAUUUCAAAUGAUAUAACAACAUCAAUAUCGAAUUAUGAAGAGAAAAUAAAAAAUUUAGAAAACGAUAAACUUCAAUUAAAACUUCAAUUUGAACAAUGUAAAAGUCUUCAUUCCAAAGAAGUAACUCAACUUGAACAAAAUAUAAAUGAUUUAAAACAUCAAUUAGUUGAUACAGAAAAUAAAUUCAAAUUAAUUCAAAUUGAACAAGAGAAAAUAAAUAGCAUAAAUCAAAAUAAUUUAAAUCAAUUAAAUGAAAAAAAUCAACUUAUUGAACAAUUACAAAAGCGUAUUACUGAAGUUGAAUUAAACUUAUCAAAAAUAGAUUCAAACAAUAUUAUCAAUCAAACAUUAGUUGAUGAUGUUAAACGAAUCAAUGAUUUACGUUAUGAAAAUGAACAAUUAAAAAAAGAUAUUCAAUUACUUAAGCUUAAAUAUAAUGAACGAUUAACACAUAAUGAAGAAAUUCGAGUGUUACGUAAACAAGUUAAUACAAAAGAUAAUUAUCGAACACAAAUAGCUCAACAACAAGCAGAAAUUCAUAAACUUCGUGAACAGUUAGCAAAUAUCAACAAAACAAAUAUGGUUUAA
Messenger RNA from Rotaria sp. Silwood1, 1035 nucleotides. NCBI's taxonomy places the organism in Eukaryota, Metazoa, Rotifera, Eurotatoria, Philodinida, Philodinidae. The record is from the annotation of a GenBank genome assembly.